AUAAAUACAGACAGGCAAAGGCCCCGCCGCCUCCUCCUCCUCCCCCUCCCCCGGGGAGCCCUCCGGCUGUCGCUGUGUGUGGAUGCCGGCCCCCGCGCCCGACCCCGCCAGGAUGAACAGGAAGAAAGGCGACAAGGGAUUCGAGAGCCCCAGGCCUUACAAACUAACCCACCAGGUGGUCUGCAUCAACAACAUAAAUUUCCAGAGGAAGUCUGUUGUUGGUUUUGUGGAGCUGACAAUAUUUCCCACCGUAGCGAACCUGAAUAGGAUCAAGUUGAACAGCAAGCAGUGCCGGAUAUAUAGAGUGAGAGUCAAUGACUUGGAGGCUGCUUUUAUUUACAAUGAUCCAACGCUGGAGGUUUGUCACCACGAGUCCAAGCAGAGAAAUCUCAACUACUUUUCCAAUGCUUAUGCUGCCGCAGUCAGUGCCGUGGACCCAGAUGCUGGAAAUGGAGAACUCUGUAUCAAAGUUCCCUCUGAGCUGUGGAAACACGUGGAUGAGUUAAAGGUCCUGAAGGUACACAUCAAUUUUUCUUUGGACCAGCCGAAAGGAGGCCUUCAUUUUGUGGUGCCCAACGUGGAAGGAAGCAUGGCAGAGAGAGGUGCCCAUGUAUUCUCUUGUGGAUAUCAAAAUUCAACAAGAUUCUGGUUUCCUUGUGUCGAUUCCUACUCCGAGCUGUGCACCUGGAAAUUGGAAUACACGGUGGAUGCCUCCAUGGUGGCAGUCUCUAAUGGGGAUUUGGUGGAAACCAUUUACACCCAUGAUAUGCGCAAGAAGACCUUUCACUACCUGCUCACCAUCCCGACGGCGGCCUCCAACAUCUCUUUAGCCAUCGGGCCUUUCGAAAUCCUCGUGGACCCGUACAUGCACGAGGUGACUCACUUCUGUUUACCUCAGCUUCUCCCACUGCUCAAGCACACAACCUCCUACCUUCAUGAAGUAUUCGAGUUUUAUGAAGAGAUUCUCACCUGUCGCUACCCGUACACCUGUUUUAAGACCGUUUUCGUCGAUGAAGCUUACGUCGAAGUAGCCGCUUAUGCUUCUAUGAGCAUUUUUAGCACAAAUCUCUUGCAUAGCGCGAUGAUUAUAGAUGAGACCCCUCUGACCCGGAGGUGUCUAGCGCAGUCCCUGGCCCAGCAGUUUUUUGGUUGUUUCAUAUCCAGAAUGUCUUGGUCAGACGAGUGGGUCCUGAAGGGAAUCUCCGGCUAUAUCUACGGACUUUGGAUGAAAAAAACUUUCGGGGUCAACGAAUAUCGUCACUGGAUCAAAGAGGAGCUAGAUCAAAUCGUGGCCUACGAACUGAAGACCGGAGGAGUUCUACUGCAUCCGAUAUUUGGAGGAGGAAAAGAAAAGGAUAACCCUGCGUCCCAUCUGCAUUUUUCAAUAAAGCAUCCUCACACUCUGUCCUGGGAGUAUUACACUAUGUUCCAGUGUAAAGCUCAUCUGGUAAUGAGGUUGAUUGAAAAUAGGAUUAGCAUGGAGUUCAUGUUACAAGUUUUCAACAAACUGCUAAGCCUGGCCAGCACCGCUUCAUCUCAAAAGUUCCAGUCUCACAUGUGGAGUCAGAUGUUGGUUUCCACGUCUGGAUUUUUGAAAUCCAUCUCCAAUGUCUCCGGCAAAGACAUCCAGCCUUUGAUAAAGCAAUGGGUAGAUCAGAGUAGCGUCGUAAAAUUUUAUGGUAGUUUUGCGUUCAAUAGGAAACGAAACGUGUUGGAGCUGGAAAUAAAGCAAGAUUACACUUCUCCAGGAACUCAGAAAUAUGUGGGCCCCCUCAAAGUGACGGUGCAAGAGCUAGACGGAUCAUUCAACCACACGUUGCAGAUCGAAGAAAACAGCCUUAAGCAUGACAUACCUUGCCAUUCUAAAAGCAGAAGGAAUAAGAAGAAAAAAAUUCCGCUGAUGAACGGAGAAGAAGUCGACAUGGAUCUUUCGGCAAUGGAUGCGGACUCCCCGUUGCUGUGGAUAAGGAUAGACCCGGAUAUGUCCGUUUUGAGGAAGGUGGAGUUCGAACAAGCCGAUUUCAUGUGGCAGUAUCAGCUUCGCUACGAAAGAGACGUAGUCGCACAGGAAGAAUCCAUUCUGGCCCUGGGGAAGUUCCCCACGCCGGCGUCCCGACUCGCGCUGACCGACAUCCUAGAACAGGAACAGUGUUUCUACCGAGUUCGAAUGCUGGCUUGCUUCUGCCUUGCAAAGAUUGCAAAUUCCAUGGUGAGUACGUGGACUGGACCCCCCGCCAUGAAGUCUCUCUUCACCAGGAUGUUUUGCUGUAAGAGUUGUCCAAACAUCGUAAAAACCAACAACUUCAUGAGUUUUCAAAGCUAUUUUCUACAAAAGACCAUGCCUGUGGCUAUGGCUUUAUUAAGAGAUGUUCACAAUCUCUGCCCGAAGGAGGUUUUAACGUUCAUUUUAGACCUAAUCAAGUACAACGACAACAGGAAGAAUAAGUUUUCAGACAACUACUACCGAGCAGAAAUGAUCGACGCGCUCGCAAACUCCGUAACUCCCGCCGUGAGCGUGAAUAACGAAGUUAGAACCUUGGAUAAUCUAAAUCCCGACGUCCGACUCAUUCUGGAAGAAAUCACCCGGUUCCUGAACAUGGAAAAGCUCCUGCCCAGCUACAGACACACUAUAACUGUCAGCUGUCUUAGAGCCAUUCGCGUGCUGCAGAAGAAUGGGCACGUGCCCAGUGACCCUUCUCUCUUUAAGUCCUAUGCCGAAUAUGGCCACUUCGUAGACAUUCGGUUGGCAGCUUUGGAAGCAGUCGUCGAUUAUACCAAAGUGGAUCGGAGUUACGAAGAGCUACAGUGGCUGCUCAACAUGAUACAGAAUGACCCCGUACCCUAUAUAAGACAUAAGAUUUUAAAUAUGCUAACAAAGAAUCCUCCAUUCACUAAGAAUAUGGAAUCUCCAUUAUGCAAUGAAGCCUUGGUAGACCAACUUUGGAAGCUUAUGAAUUCAGGGACGUCACAUGACUGGAGACUGAGAUGUGGAGCGGUGGAUUUGUACUUCACCCUCUUUGGCCUCAGUAGGCCUUCGUGUCUGCCGCUCCCUGAACUGGGGCUGGUUCUGAAUUUAAAAGAGAAGAAAGCCGUCCUGAAUCCCACCAUCAUUCCUGAGGCAGGAACGGGCAUCCAGGAGGCUCUGAGCAAUCUAAACAGCCACACACAGCUAAUGGGAUUUCAGAGCCUUGAAGACGAUCUCCUUGUGAAGGAACCAUCUUGUAACAUGUCAGCGCAUCAGCAGGGAACCAAGAGAAAGGCCGACUCACUUUUGGGAUCCCCUCUGGAACCAGGUCAAAUCCUGGAGAAGAAUGAGGACAACAGUAAAGUCAAACUCAAGAUCAGAUUCUCAAAUUCUCAAGAAGAAGAAGAGGUUGAUAUGGACACAGUUCAUGAUAGCCAAGCUUUUAUCUACCAUCAUUUGAACAUGCUGGAAAGACCAUCCACCCCAGGUGUCUCAAAACUGAGGCCAGCUAGCUCCCGCUCUGCUCUGGUGCCUCAACAUCCACCAAGCUGUGACAUCCCAACUACUACAAAACCUCAGUGGGGUGUGGAGCUGUCCCGCAAAGGUUCAGGUAAAGAACAGUCUUUGGAGAUGAAUAUGCUACCGGUCCCCAUCACUCCCCUUUCGGCUUUUACUAAGGAGUCGAACUCCUCCAAACACGGCGAUCAUCACCACCAUCACCACCACGAUCAUAAGAAGAAGAAGAAGAAACACAAGCACAAGCAUAAACAUAAGCAUAAGCACGACAGCAAGGAAAAAGAAAAAGAACCUUUCACCGUCUCCAACAGUCCAGCCAGCGGCCGCUCCAUUCGAUCCCCCUCUCUGUCGGACUGAAGCGGACAGAUCCUUCUCCCGGAGCGCCCGGAAGGGCGUCUACAACCUAAACCCAUUCCUCCGGAAAGGACGCCAAACAGUGACUUAACUCUGUCGGAGACCUUGGGGAUCCAUUCAGAUGCUACAUGGUGGAUUGACGUGGCCAUUGAAGUCUAAUUAGAAAAUUGGGCUCGAUGGUUCUGAAUAAACUAUUUCACUCCCUCUCUCUUUUCUAAGUACAACAAACUUUUCCUUCGGGCCCCCAGACCCACUAGCAGCCCCUCUCACAUCAUGCUCUCCGUGUGUCCUGCCAAAAUCAAUUAUGUUUUCAAAUUUUUGUCGAGCGUUACGAGGGAAAGUGUUCAACAGAAGCAACUGCCAGAUCUGUGGUGAAACCACUGUUUCCAGUCCAGUGUUGGAUAACGAAGUUUAGACCUCCUGAAGAGACAGAGGAUGUUUUACGGUCCUGCUUGCCUCAUUUUUGUUUUAACCAUUGCAUUCGAGUACCGGAAUCUCUGAAAGAGGACCGAGAGAGUUUCCUUUCUCCCCUCGGUGUUGAAAACUUAAGCCGCUGACUUUUUCAACAGUGUUCCCUGAUUAGGCUUUAGAAUUUUAACGGAAAUGCCUUUAUGCUUGAUUAGCUUAGAAUCGGACUUUUAUAGUUAUAAUAAGGUGUGCAGAUUUUGUCGAAUGAGCUUUUCGCGUUUCAGUAAAUAUGUUUCUAUGUAAAAUACGCCUCGCUAGAAGUCAGCCAUUUUCAAAUAUUUAAGCACCUCUCCUAUGCUCUUGCUGAAGCGGGUUUUUCUUGAUAUAUUUCCCACAAAGUCCAUCCUCUUUCAUGAGCACAGAAUUGAUUUUAAAGUGAACAUGGGUGUGUGGAUCUUUCAGCAGAUAAGUUCAGGUAUGAUUCAGAAGAAUUAGGGUAUUUACAGAUUUUUUAUUUGAAUCGGUCUUUUUAAACAUACAUGAAUAGCAUUCUGGGGGGAUGUGCGUAUUUGAAGUCCUCACAGAGCUGAAAAAUAACCUUUGUUUUAUUUUUAUCAUACCUGUUUGCAACGGCUGGCUUUUGAGUUUACAUUUUCUUCAUUCAGUUUUCUAUUCGGAAUGCCGCGUACAAUUAUAGCACUUCCCCUCACCCACUGAGUCUCGUUAGAAAACGACGCUUCUUAGGAAAACUAUUUUCAAAGGGGACCCAAAAAUGGACUUUUAGGUAUGUUCUCGAAAUGUUAAUAAAAUUUUUUAUGAACUUUC
This is a messenger RNA of Ornithorhynchus anatinus (platypus), 5068 nucleotides long. RefSeq names its product TATA-box binding protein associated factor 2 (gene TAF2). Gene Ontology annotation, biological process: transcription initiation at RNA polymerase II promoter. Gene Ontology annotation, molecular function: RNA polymerase II general transcription initiation factor activity; transcription cis-regulatory region binding; chromatin binding. Bases 83 to 3838 code for a protein of 1251 amino acids. The record is from RefSeq and is a predicted model, not a curated record. The transcript is spliced from 27 exons. Gene Ontology annotation, cellular component: transcription factor TFIID complex. Lineage: Eukaryota; Metazoa; Chordata; Mammalia; Monotremata; Ornithorhynchidae.